UUGUCAGGGAAUUUCGUGUGUCAGGGAAAAGUCAGGGAAAUGUCAGGGAUUUUUUAAAAAUCGUCUGGAAAUUUUGGCCGUGUUUGUUCUUCACGCAGCAGCACAAUACAAUAUGCAUAUCGAUUGUUCAAUUCGCCGCGUACACAAUGAUCGACGUAUCGAUUAUAAUCGGCACAUGGCUGUACACAUUGCGGCCUGUUAGGCUGGCCAAAAUGGCGCGCAUUUGUGUACUCUUGUUGAUUUUGGUUAUCGUUUUUGUUGAUGGAUAAGUGAAUUAUUAUAUCAUCAGCCAAACAAAGGUCACAACAUGGCUUCAAAACUCAGAAAAACUACAUUCAGGGAUGAAUGGAACCAGAACCCAUCCCUCUCAUGGGCUCAGGCUAUUGAUGGCAGCCCAUAUGCAGCUUGGUGCAAACUUUGCAAUCACAGGAUUGAACUGAGUAAUAUGGGGAAGCAGGCUCUUACCAGUCAUGCAUUUGGAGUGAAACACAGCAGAAGAGUGCAAGGAUUUCACAUGAGUUCAUCCAUAGCAGUGUACUGUAAAACAACUAGGCCUACAUCAGCAGCGUCACAAAAUAAUUCUGCUUCAGAGUCUUCUUCACCUUUGUCUGAAUCUUCAAAAUUGUUUAGUUCUGAUGUACCCAGCUCACCUCAAGUAUCUUCCCCUCCGUUGUUCCAAACAGAUCCAGUCAGCAGUUCUAAAUCUCUGCCUGAUACUUCCUCGAAUGCUGAUAAUUCUUAUCUAAACCCAUCCGCAACAUGUUCUUGCACGUGCACAUGUGGCAGUGCUAGAAAGGAAUCAAAAUCAUUGACAAAUUACUUAUUAAAUGAUUCUGUAACACGCGCCGAAAUACUUUGGUGUUUGUAUUGUGUUAUGGCUCAUAAUUCCUUAAGGAAUGCAGAAAAUAGUGUAGCAAUGCAUCGUAAGAUGUAUCACGACAGCAAAAUUGCAGCAAAAUUGCAGUUGGGAAAAUCGAAAGUAUCCUAUACAAUAGUUCACGGAUUGGCUCCAGAAUUUCAAAAGAAACUGCAUGCUGAUAUAUCAAAAUCUUCUCAUCUUGUAGUUGGCUUUGAUGAAAGUUUAAAUAAAAUUGCCCAGAAACAGCAAAUGGACAUUUCUGUCCGUUACUGGAAUGAAGAUGAUUCAAUUACUUGCACUCGAUAUCUUACAUCAGCAUUUCUCGGCCAUUCGACUGCAGCAGACCUGUUAAGUGCUUUUAAAAACUCUUUGCCUGUGAAUACAUUACACAAAAUUAUACAGGUGUCGAUGGAUGGCCCCAAUGUAAAUUUGCGGUUUUUAAAAGACUUGAAGCAAGAUUUGAAGGAAGGUCGUACUGAUGAGGGGGUAAUAUUGGAUAUCGGCACUUGUGGCUUACAUUCAUUACACUGUGCCUUCAAAGGCGCAAUGAAGGAAACUGGUUGGGAAAUUGUUAAAUUCUUGGGUGCUAUUUACAACCUGUUUCAUAACAUCCCCACUCGUCGUGCAGACUACAUUAGAAUAACUGGUUCCAGCUUGUUUCCUCUAAAAUUUUGUCCAGUUCGUUGGUUAGACAACGUUCCUGUAGCAGACAGAGCAUUGAAAAUUUUACCAAAUCUUCGGAACUAUGUUGCUGGUCUAAAGUCAAAUACAGAACCUACAUGUGCUAGUUUUGUUAUAGUGAAAAGUGCUAUUAAAGAUGUGUUACUUGGACCUAAACUUGCUUUUUUUUCAUCUGUUGCUGCUGAAGUUGAACCACUUCUCAAAGAAUAUCAAACAAAUGACCCCAUGGCACCGUACCUCUUUUCCGACUUUUCUUCAGUCAUCAAGAAUUUUAUGACUAGAUUUGUCAAAGCAGACGUAAUGGCAAAUACUACCCUGAGCAAAAUAGAUUUAUCUGCAAAUAAUCUUUUGUCAAGUAAAAAAAUUGACUUAGGUUUUGGGACACGAGCUGCAUUACGUUCAGAAAAUGCAAGUCAGAAGGAUAUGGAAUUAUUUAGAGCAGACUGUCUAAAAUGCCUGCAGGAAUGUGUGAAAAGGAUUUUAAAGCGCUCACCUCUUACAUUCAGCUUGACAAGAGGCAUUUCAUUUGCUGAUCCUUCUGUAGCCCUUAUUCCCGAUUUGGCGAUCAAGAGGCUGUCAUGUGCCUUAGAUAUAUUUGUUAGUCAUAAUUGGCUCUCUGGAAUUCAAGGUGACAAAAUAUUGAAGGAAUUCAAAAGAUUGUGUUCAUUGACUGCAGUGCAGGAACAUUUGAAACUCCAUGUCCGAUCCAAAGUACGCCUGGAUAAGUUUUGGUUUGACCUUUUAAAUGUUUACUGUAGUGAAAAUACAGGGCAUUUAGCAUCUUUUUUGAAAAUGAUAUUUAUUAUGUCUCAUGGCAACGCAGCAGUAGAAAGGGGAUUUUCAAUAAACAAACAGUGCUUGGUAGAAAAUCAGCUGGACAUUUCACUGAUUGCUCAGCGUACAAUUCAUGAUGGUAUUUUGUCAGCUGGAGGUCUGGAUAAUUUUGUCGUAUCUAAAAGAUUUAUUCAUGCUGCUCGUAAUGCAUAUUUAAAAUACAAGGAAUACACGGAACAACAGAAGAAGUUAUUACAGGAAAAGGAAGAACAAGACACAUGAAAAAGAAAAGCAGCUGCUGAACUCUCUGCUUUGGAAGCUAAGAAAAAGAAAAUCUUGGAAGAUGCUGAAAAAGAAGCUGCUGUAUUAAGCUUCCAGAUAGAAGCUUUAAAAAAGUAGUGCUGCUAAGAAAAACCUUUGUUAAAAUUUUAAUUUGUGAUUGGACUUAAAAGGUUUUUUUAAAGUUUUCAGUUUGGAACUAUUGCAUACUUAGCUAAUUUGAAUACUAUAUAUAUUAUUUUUAAAUAUGAAGUGGAACUGACUUAUGUUUUCAAAACCAUCUAGUGAGUAACUCUUGAAGAAAUUGAGGAACAUGGUGAUAUGUUAGUACAAUAAACAUAUUUCAUAUAUUUUUUUUCACAUUUUGUAUUUUAGUAUUAGACCUAUUUACACAGUUGCUGUUGCUUAAAAUUUCGCAGUAUAUUUUUACAUAUAUUAUAGUGUAAAAAAUAUUGACAAAGUUUAUAAGAAUUUAAAUGGGAACGAGCAUAGUGUCAGGGAAAAUCCUAAUUUUGUCAGGGAAAACAGGGAAA
Molecule: messenger RNA, 3126 nt
Organism: Bacillus rossius redtenbacheri
Lineage: Eukaryota; Metazoa; Arthropoda; Insecta; Phasmatodea; Bacillidae
Exons: 2
Coding region: 308-2596 (762 amino acids)
Source: RefSeq, a predicted model, not a curated record